GAGAUCAAGAAGAAGAAAGGAAUCAAGGAAGAGAUUCAGCUCACGAGUAAACAGAAGGAGAUGUUGACUGCCCAGCUGGAGAAGGAAUCUCAGAUGAGGAAGCAAUUGAAAGAGCUGGACACUGAAUUGGAAUCCACCCUGGGCCUUUUUGACGCCGUUCUCAAGAGGAACCCUCCCAGCCUCUCCCAGUACAUCCCCGCCCUUGUCGGCUGCUUCCUACCUCUGCUCAAAUCUCCCCUGGCAGCUCCGAGGAUUAAGGCCCCCUUCCUUUCUCUGGUGUCCUGUGUGAUGCCUGAUCACUUAAAGACCUUUGGGACCGUAGCAAGUCACGUGACUUUGCGAAUGAUGAAACCCGAAUGCGAUUUGGAUGAAUCCUGGUGCCAGGAAGACUUACCCACAGCUGUGAACCGAGUGAUCGGUUUGCUGCACACACACACCGUGCCAACCCGGAUAACCAAGGGAGAGGAGGGUCCCAUGCCAUUAUCGGCCCCGGCCUUUUCCUUAGUCUUUCCUCUUCUGAAGAUGGUGCUACUGGAGACCACCAACGACAGCGAAGAGAAGGAGGAGCUCAUGGUGAAGGUUUUGCAGAUAAUCACCGUCCAUGCUCAGCUGCGGUCCUCUACUAAUGACGAGAACUGGCUGGUGGACGAGGUGAAAUUCCUUUGAUUCCUUUCUAAGUGAUUGGCCGCCAAGAGAUGUAAAAUUGGGCAUGUUCGUGUGACUUUCUUAAUCACCGUCAAUGACUUAUGGCCAUAAUUCUGGGCUUAGUGAUGCUUAUAAGUCGAGGACUUCUGUUAACUCU
Molecule: messenger RNA, 802 nt
Organism: Thamnophis sirtalis
Lineage: Eukaryota; Metazoa; Chordata; Lepidosauria; Squamata; Natricidae
Source: RefSeq, a predicted model, not a curated record